AUGGAUGAAGAAUUAAAUGUAACGUAUAUAACUCUUGGUGGGCUUGUGGAGGUUCACAAAUACAGAUACCUUUAUUUUACGAUCAUUUUUAUAGCAUAUGUUCUAAUAAUCUGCGGUAAUACUACUAUUGUGUACCUGAUUUGGAUUCACCAAAACCUCCAUGAGCCUAUGUAUAUUUUCAUUGCAGCUUUGUUAAUUAACUCUAUUCUUUACAGCACUAAUAUCUACCCAAAGCUUCUGAUAGACAUUUUAUCUGAAAAACAGAUCAUAUCUUAUCAAGCUUGUCUUUGUCAGUAUUAUAUGUUUUACUCUUUAGGCGGUUCAGAGUUCUCACUGUUGUCAGCCAUGGCCUAUGACAGGUAUGUGUCCAUAUUUAAACCUUUGCAAUAUCCAACUAUCAUGAGAAAAACCACUGUCUGUAUCAUUCUGGCUUUAGCUUGGCUUUUUCCUGCUUGUCAUUUGCUGGCAACAGUAAUAAUGAACGCUAAUCAAAAGCUCUGUCACUUUACUUUGAGAGUAAUUCUUUGUAAUAACUCAAUUUACAAACUUCACUGUGUGAGCUCAAGGGCAAUAUCUAUAUUUGGUGUGAUCAGUUUGCUAAAUGUUGUACUUCUUCCUGUGCUCUUUAUCAUUUUUACAUACACAAAAAUAUUUAUUAUAACCUAUCGAAGUAGCAAAGAAGUCAGGAAAAAAGCUGCAGAGACCUGUUUACCUCACCUGCUAGUUGUAAUUAACUAUUCCUUACUGUCCACUUACAAUGUUAUUAUUGUUCGACUGGAAUCGGAUAUUCCCACAGUUGCUCUUUUAAUAAUGACUUUACAAGGAGUUAUAUAUAAUCCUCUCUUUAAUCCAAUCAUAUAUGGACUUAAAAUGAGAGAAAUCUCUAAACACCUCAAGCGUUUGUUAAAUCGAGACACAAUGAACUGA
Molecule: messenger RNA, 927 nt
Organism: Toxotes jaculatrix (banded archerfish)
Lineage: Eukaryota; Metazoa; Chordata; Actinopteri; Toxotidae
Product: olfactory receptor 13C2-like
Exons: 1
Coding region: 1-927 (308 amino acids)
Biological process (GO): G protein-coupled receptor signaling pathway
Cellular component (GO): membrane
Molecular function (GO): olfactory receptor activity; G protein-coupled receptor activity
Source: RefSeq, a predicted model, not a curated record